Molecule: messenger RNA, 1242 nt
Organism: Colletotrichum chrysophilum
Lineage: Eukaryota; Fungi; Ascomycota; Sordariomycetes; Glomerellales; Glomerellaceae
Exons: 4
Coding region: 1-1242 (413 amino acids)
Biological process (GO): actin filament bundle assembly; actin cortical patch localization
Cellular component (GO): actin cortical patch
Molecular function (GO): actin filament binding; phosphatidylinositol binding
Source: RefSeq, a predicted model, not a curated record
AUGGGCCUCCACAACCCGCUGCCGUCGUCUAUGGCGUCGGAAUGCAAAAAGUGCGGCAAGAUCUUGACCUCCUUCAUCGACCCGCGUCAAGCAUUCAGUCCCGACAAGAUCAUUCCCCCCUCGAUCCUCGCCAACGCAAAGGGCCUCGCGAUCCUCACAGUCCUCAAGGCAGGCUUCCUCGGCUCCGGCCGUUUCGGCAGCGGUCUCGUCGUCUCGCGCCUCCCCGACGGAUCAUGGAGUGCGCCAAGCGCAAUCGGCACCGCAGGUGCAGGCUUUGGCGGACAGAUCGGCUUCGAGCUCACUGACUUCGUCUUCAUCCUCAACGACGCCAGCGCCGUCAAGACCUUCGCCCAGGCCGGCUCCCUUACCCUCGGCGGCAACGUCUCCAUCGCCGCCGGUCCCGUCGGCCGCAACGCCGAGGCAGCAGGCGCCGCCUCCCUCAAGUCCGUCGCCGGAAUCUUCUCCUACUCCAAGACCAAGGGCCUGUUCGCCGGCGUCUCGCUCGAGGGCUCCGUCAUCAUCGAGCGCCGCGACGCCAACGAGAAGCUCUACGGCACCCGCUACACCGCCGCCCAGAUCCUCACCGGCAGCGUCCGCCCACCCUCCCAGGCCGCGCCCCUCAUGAACAUUCUCAACUCGCGUGCUUUCAACGCCGGCCGCACGGGCCAGGCCGACGACGCCAUGUACAACGACGUCCCCGUCUACGACCAGGGUCACGAUGACGUAGUUUGGAACGGUCGCCGGGGAAGUGGAUACGGUGAGGGGGAGUUCAACAACAACCGCAGCAGUAUGUACGGUGGCGGCGCCGGCGGUGCCAGUGAGUUUGGCGGACCGAAGCGAUCCAGCACAUGGCAGGACGACGUCUACGACCGACCUACCGGCGACACCGGCUUCGGCGGGGUUUCGCGCUCCAACACGUUCGCGUCAAGAGGGGCCGACAGCUACGUCUACAGAGACAACCCGUCGCCCAACUUUGGUGCGGUGCCGGAUCAGAAGACCGGCCCGCCAGGCAGACCUGCGGCGCCGAAGCCGAACUUUGCGUCCAAGACGGCUAUGCUGAAGAAGAACGAGGCCGUUGCGCUGUUCACGUUCGAGGCUGACCAGCCCGGCGAUCUUGGUUUCAAGAAGGGCGACGUCAUUACGGUACUGAAGAAGACCGAGAACGAGACUGAUUGGUGGACUGGCAUGAUUGGAACGAGGCACGGCAUCUUCCCCAGCAACUAUGUCAAGCUGAAGGAAUAA